Molecule: messenger RNA, 4022 nt
Organism: Alosa sapidissima (American shad)
Lineage: Eukaryota; Metazoa; Chordata; Actinopteri; Clupeiformes; Clupeidae
Gene: faxca
Product: failed axon connections homolog, metaxin like GST domain containing a
Exons: 6
Coding region: 215-1468 (417 amino acids)
Cellular component (GO): cytoplasm
Source: RefSeq, a predicted model, not a curated record
CCUCGUGACGUCACUCCUCUGCCAGACAGCGGCGGUGCUCGGCUGCGGAGGAUGCCGACCCCGACGCGGGGACGACAGCCAGGCGAGAUGCCCGCUUCCCCCGAGCUCCCAAGUCCCGAACCGGCCCUCGCCGAGAACCAUUAGCAUCCAUGAAGCCUCCCUUGCUGAAUCCUGAAGGGGCCAAAGGGCGGAAAAAGGAGACGAAGAAAGAAGAAUGUACUGGAGAGUAGGGUUCGCCUGGUCUCCCGCCUGUGUGGUUGAUUUUGGCCGGAAUCAGAGCUUCUCAUUCGGCCUGUGCGGCUCGGAUGAGCGGUAUUCGUUAUAUGGGUACAUCAUCGCCUAUCCCUUGCAGGACUACGCCGGGAUCAUGUCGGCUCUGGGCUCGGAUUCCUGGUGGAGGAAAACGCUCUAUCUGACCGGGGGCGCUCUCCUCGCUGCCGCUGCCUAUCUGCUGCAUGAGCUGCUGGCUAUUAGGAAGGAGCAGGAGCUGAGCUCUCAAGAUGCCAUCAUCCUUCACCAGUUCUCCCGGCCCAAGUGUGGGGUCCCCAGCCUGUCCCCCUUCUGCCUCAAGAUGGAGACCUACCUGCGCAUGCUGGGUCUGCCCUACCAGAACUACUUCGAUGGGAAGUUGUCUCCGCAGGGCAAGAUGCCCUGGAUCGAGUACAAUCAGGAGCAGGUGUGUGGCACGGACUUCAUCAUGGACUUCCUGGAGGACAAGCUUGGCAUGACCCUCAACAAGAGCCUUAGCCCACAGGAGAUGGCCAUCUCCCAUGCCGUCACCAAGAUGGUGGAGGAGCACUUCUACUGGACGAUAGCAUACUGCCAGUGGGUGGAUAACCUGGAGAAGACGGAGGAGAUGCUGGUGGUGAGCGGGCCCCUGAGCCACGUGCUCAAGUGGAUCCUGAGUCACCUGACCAGCGGCAUCGUCAAGCGCGAGAUGUUCGGCCACGGCAUCGGACGCUUCUCCAAGGAGGAGGUGUAUGCACUGAUGGAGAAGGACAUGCGAACCCUCGCCAUUCUGCUAGGUGAUAAGAAGUACAUCAUGGGGCCGAAGAUGACCGCGGUGGACGCUACGGUGUUUGGCCAUCUAGCCCAAGCCAUGUGGACCCUGCCGGGAACUCGUCCAGAACAGCUGAUCAAAGGUGAGCUGAUCAACUUAGCCAUGUACUGCGAGCGCAUCCGUCGGAAAUUCUGGCCCGAGUGGUUCGUGGACGUGGACGACUUCUACUACGACGGCUCGUUCGAUGACAGUACCGCCUCGUCCUCCCACCUUCUGGACCUGGGCCUGUACUCACGGACCGACACGUUCCAGGACGAGUCCAACACACACACACACACGCCCCCGCACCCACACACACACCCGCUAGACUCCAACCUGCACACGCCGGAUAGCGACCGCACAGGCCAGUCGCUCUUCGACUCCGACAUGGACACCGAGGUCUCAGACAUGGAUCAGCUGAAGGGUUAAAGUUUCCCACAAUGCCUUGCACGGAGCCCUCCUGUACUCAUUUGCCAAACUCCCCCCUCCCUCCUUCUCCUGCCUUCCUCUCGAAGAACACCCCACGAGGGGUUGAUGACACAGAUGAUGAUGAGGAGGAGGAUGAUGAUGGUGGUGGAGGUGGAGAAAACGAAAGCAUAAAACCAUCAGGGGGAAAAGGGCAGGAACUGAGAGAGAUAGAGAGAGAGAGAGAGAGAGAGAGAGAGAGAGAGAGAGAGAGAGAGCGAGCGGGAGUCAAUGACGCCGUUGCUGAGUAACUCCACCCACGGUCAGGUGACCUCCUCGAUGCGGCCAGUCAUCGCUGCGACAGCAUGUCCACUACAUUCUCCAGCCAGUCUGUUUUUAGAGUUUUAUAGUGUGCGCGCCUCUCAGAUGCCUUCGGUUGGUACAGAUCUUAAUAUGCCAUGAGGACAUGAGCUUACUCUGUCUCUUAGCAACCAGCAUGUCAAUUUGAUAUUGACAUGCUUCUUAAGGAAUACUACGGUAUAUGAACUCACAUACUCAACUCAUGCUUACUGUGUGCGUACUGUUUGUGAGCCUCUUAAGUGUGUUGUGUGUGAUUGGACAGGUCUACGAGCUGCCUGUCUGGAACACUAACAACCUCCUCAAUCCAGACAGCAGUAGAUUCUGCACUGCAUCUAGCCUUGAUCAGCUCCGAGACCAAUUAACACUGACAUGAUUAAAGCAUCUACUGGAAGAUGACUGAACAAAUCUGAGAAUAACAGAAUGGGAUACCUAAAUUGUGGGAAGGAAAUAGUUUGAUCAACUAAUAUUAACACAUUUGAUAAUCAAUUCAACAGUAUAAACAAUAUAAAUGGUUAUUAAUAUUGGUUAUUAUAAGUACUAGUGUACAUGACAAGCUUGUUUCAGUGACAUCUUGAAGUGCUUGGCAGGGGUUUGUGCAGCUAUUCCCAUCUCCCACUCUACAGAGAGCAUGUGGUCCAGACCAACUGGCUCCGAGGCCCUCAGUGGACCUGCCUUGCCUUGUGAAACCCCGUGCAUGCUUACUGUCCAAGGGGCCUUCGAGCGGAAACGUCUGGAUUGGACCGAGGACAACAAGGAAUUACAAAACACACAGGAGCUUCUGAGACACAUGUGUGUGUGCGUGUGUGUGUGUGUGUGUGUGUGUGUGUGGUUUGAGCUGGGAUUUCUUUCAUUGUUGAUCCGUCCACUGUAGUGUGUGUGUGGCAUGUAAGUGUGUGUGUUUGUUUUCUUUUUCAGAGCAGUUGAGCUGAGCUUAACCUUUGAGGUGCCUACUGAUAGAGAGGGCAAAUGUGAGAGAAAGGGGUAAAAACGAGGGGGUAGAAAGGGUGACCCUGAAUCUGGUGGAUAAUGGCAUGGGUGGUGUUGUCUGUGUUGUCUCUGGUUUGAUGGAUCUGUACAGGUGUUUGUCAGGCAUCAGACACCCAUGCUGUCCAUUGAGAGAGAGAUUGUUAUGUCUUUAGGGGCAAUUAGCAGUGACUUGUCUUCUUAAAACCGCUAUUGCUUUCGCAGAAGAUGUUGGCCAGUCCCUUAAAGAAAUGCUUCAGUUGAUGGCAGCAUUUUUUUGAAAAAGACUGUGGCCAACGCAUGAGGAAUACAGAGUCACACGAAAUUAUUAACAUUUAAACUCAAAGGCGUUGACACGUGGCGCACAAAAAAACAAAAGGAAAAUUUGACAAUGCUAUUGCAAUUUUAUUUACAACACUUUCUGAAAUGUACCAGUCAUCUACAAAUCCAAGAAGCGCUGGUGUUUGUGACUUUGAAGUUUAUUUCAGGUGAAGUCUCUUAAAGCCUUAUGUUAGACAGCCACCUGCCAUCCCAAAGAGAGGGAGGUGCACCCCUUCAGGCAGUGUUUUAAAGCUGUGAUGAUGGUAGUUUUGGGCAGCUGAUGAGUGGAAAUUUACCAGCUGUUGUGACAAAGCAGUGUCUCCAUAAGUGAAUAUAAUUGCUGCAGUCCACUAUUGUCCCUCUGUUGGCUUUGGCCCCUUUGCUCAUUCUCGUAGCACUAUUAGGUCAAAUUACUCGUUCACAUUCGUGCAGACUAGACAUUCCUUAGUUAGAGGAAGUGUGUGACCUGUCCUCUAUCCUGUGCUGACUGAGCAAAGGGGAGUAGCAUCCAGGCUGGCAUGAGGUCCUAAAGCCACCCAGGUUCAUGUUGUGCUGACUGAGGCGAUUGAUUCAUCCAUUUUAGACUAAAGCUUGUGGCUCAGAUAGAUCUGCAGGCAUUUCAGAAUGCUUCUCUGUUGUUAUGAUGGGAAUGGGCAUUACUGCAUUGUGUGUCUGUGUGUUUGUGUACGUAGCUGUGUUCCUGUGUACCUGUGUGAGUAUAUGAGCACCUGUGUUUGUGUGUGUGUGUGUGUGUGUGUGUGUGUGUGUGUGUGUGUGUCCAUAUGCUGCAUGAGUGAGUCACCAUCACGCAUGAGCAGACUUGGAGCCACAGGCUCGUAGUCAGGCAGAGAUGGAGCUCAGCUGGGGUUGCACAGUCUGCAGCAAAGUGGAAGAACAACAACAACACACACACACACACACACACACACACACA